Theileria parva strain Muguga is the source of this 1547-nucleotide messenger RNA. It is a transcript of the gene KGD2, whose product is annotated as dihydrolipoyllysine-residue succinyltransferase. The record is from RefSeq and is a predicted model, not a curated record. Lineage: Eukaryota; Apicomplexa; Aconoidasida; Piroplasmida; Theileriidae. Bases 120 to 1490 code for a protein of 456 amino acids. Gene Ontology annotation, biological process: tricarboxylic acid cycle. Gene Ontology annotation, cellular component: oxoglutarate dehydrogenase complex. The transcript is spliced from 8 exons. Gene Ontology annotation, molecular function: dihydrolipoyllysine-residue succinyltransferase activity.
UUUCUAUUUAAUUACACACUAUCAAUUUAAAGUAUAAUUUUAUUAUAUUGUAUUUUUUUGUAGAUUAUGAAUAACACAAUUCCUUCAUUAUAUCUUCAUUAUAUGUAAUUUUUAAUCCAAUGGCACAUAAUAUUAGAUUCUGUCUUCGUUUUCAUAGAUACCUUAACAGUUUUGCCAGAAAUAAAAAAUUUUCUAGAUUCUAUUCUGUCCUUCCAACCUGUAAAUCCGCCUUUACAGACCCUAGUACGAGAUAUACCAAUUGUUUUGUUUUAUCAAAAAGUUCUGAUUUUAAUCCUUUGAAGCUUAUCGGCAAUCGUUACUUUUCAAAAGAUCUAAAGGUUAUUAAUGUUCCUACUCUGGGUGAUUCUAUUAGUGAGGGUACCCUGACCAAGUGGGCCGUUUCAGUUGGAGAUUACUUAAACGUUGAUGAUCUAAUAGCUGUUGUGGAGACCGAUAAGGUCUCAGUCGAUGUUAACUCUCCAUUUUCUGGAGUUCUAACCAAGACUUUUUCGAAUACGGGAGAUACAAUCCUGGUUGGAAAGCCACUUGUCGAAAUUGAUUUGGCUGGCAAACCUUCUGACAAACCGCCAGAAAAGAAAACUGAAGAUAAACCACCUACUCCUGCUCCUAGUAAACCUGAACCAAAGUCUCCUGAACCCCCUAAACCGUCAGAUUCAAAGCCAGUAUCUUCUUCUCAAGUCAAACCACCCACUCCUGUACAAUCUAAACCACUACCACCACUUGAAAAGGCUUCUUCUUUGAGUAUGGUUCCACCAACUCAAGUCCCAUCUUCUGAUUUAGAACCUGAAACUAGAGUCCCCCUGACCAGGAUGCGUAUGAGGAUUGCCGAACGCCUUAAACAUGCUCAGACUGAGAAUGUUAUGUUAACAACAUUCAACGAGUGUGACAUGAGUGAGUUAACGAAGGUCAGGAAGAUGCUAAAUGAGUCUGGCGAAGUUUCAUGCAAACUUGGAUUCGUCUCUGCCUUCAUGCGUGCAUCAACACUUGCGCUCUUAAAGAUGCCAAUUAUGAAUUCAUAUAUUGAGGGGAAUGAAAUGGUUACAAAGAACUAUGUCGACAUUUCAGUCGCUGUUGCCACUCCCACGGGAUUAUUAGUCCCGGUGAUAAGAAACUGUGAAUUUAAGAAUUGGGAAGAACUUGAACUUUCACUUCUGGAGAUGGCUAAGAAGGCCAGGGAGGGCUCUAUCACCAUCGAGGACAUGACUGGCGGCACUUUCACUAUCUCUAACGGUGGCGUUUACGGCAGUCUCUUGAGCACUCCAAUAAUCAACCCUCCUCAAUCUUCGAUUCUAGGGAUGCAUGCAAUUACUAAACGUCCAGUUGUUCGUGAUGACAACAUAGUAAUAAGACCUGUUAUGAACGUCGCUUUGACCUAUGACCACAGACUUAUUGACGGCAGGGACGCCGUUACUUUUUUGAACACUAUUAAGAAGUUUAUAGAGAACCCAUCGCUUCUUCUGCUUAAGUAAAAUUUGAUUUACACUUCAUACCUAAUUCAUCUAAACGCUAAUAUCAACAAUAGUUAA